Messenger RNA from Cyprinodon tularosa, 1181 nucleotides. RefSeq names its product HLA class II histocompatibility antigen, DP alpha 1 chain-like. Gene Ontology annotation, biological process: immunoglobulin production involved in immunoglobulin-mediated immune response; peptide antigen assembly with MHC class II protein complex; positive regulation of T cell activation. Gene Ontology annotation, molecular function: MHC class II protein complex binding. NCBI's taxonomy places the organism in Eukaryota, Metazoa, Chordata, Actinopteri, Cyprinodontiformes, Cyprinodontidae. Gene Ontology annotation, cellular component: MHC class II protein complex; membrane. The coding region runs from base 35 to 751 and encodes 238 amino acids. The transcript is spliced from 4 exons. The record is from RefSeq and is a predicted model, not a curated record.
CUCAGUUUAUGUCAGAGUUUAACAGAGACUGAAGAUGAAGAUGAAGCUGCUGCUCUUCCUCUGCUCCGUGCUCUGGGUCCACGCUGAGGUUCUCCAUGAGGACCUCCGUAUCACUGGCUGCUCAGAGUCUGAUGGAGAGUUCAUGUACGCUCUGGAUGCUGAAGAGAUGUGGUACGCUGACUUCAAGAAGGGAGAAGGAGUUCUCCCUCAGCCUCCUUUCAUUGAUCCCAUCAGAUUCCCGGAUGAUAUUUAUCAACAUGCUGUGAAUAAUCUAGACAUCUGCAGAUCAAACAUGAACACCCGUCGUAUAAGUCUAAAGAACCCUCCACGGAAACUAGAAUCUCCAUCCAGCCUGAUGGUCUACUCCAGAGAUGAUGUGGAGCUGGAAGAGAAGAACAUCCUGAUCUGUCAUGUCUCUGGUUUCUAUCCUGCUCCUGUCAACGUCUCCUGGACCAAGAAUGGCCAGAAGGUGACUGAAGGAACCAACAUCAACAACCCCUACCCCAACAAGGACAUCACCUUCACCCAGAUCUCCAGACUGGACUUCAUCCCUCAGCUGGGAGACGUCUACAGCUGCUCAGUGGAGCAUCAAGCCCUAAAGGAACCAAUGACCAGCAGCUUUGACGUGGACCUGAACGUCCAUCAGCCCAGUAAUGGACCCACCGUGUUCCUUGCAGUCGGUCUGACCAUCGGGUUCCUGGGCGUCGCCGUGGGAACCUUCUUCCUGGUCAAAGGAAACCAGUGCAUCUGAUUGGCUGCAGCUGAUGAUGUCAUCAAGAAUUAACCCAGAUGUUAAUCAUUAAUCUAGAACCUCUUCAAUAAAACUCUAUCAAUGUUUCUCUAUUAGACAGAAGUUUUACCAGUUAAUCUAAACUCUUGAUGCCUCACAGUGAAACAUAAACAGCUUUAAUAAAAACUCUGAUCAAUAACUGGAUCAUUGGUUCAGAGGAAAACAGGCUGAGGUUCUGGAUCAGUACCACUUUAUAAAGAACCAGAACCUAAUGAUUCAAUUUUUUUUUUAUUAAAUCCAAGAAAAAAAUAAUAUCUGAAAGGGGAAAAUAAUUUAGAAAUUAAAAUAAAAAUGUUGGAGAGAACAACUGUUCACACUGAGAAGAAACUGAGAUUGAUUAAAAAGUUUUGACAGCAAACAUUUUGUCAUAGAAUUAAUGAAAGAUAGAACU